AGCACAGAGCCGUACGUCGACGUCGCCGCCAUAUUGGGUGGGUCAAGGCAAUGUAAACGAAUAUUAAAACAAUGAUUUGGCUUUUGGACAAUUGUAGAUUGUUUUUUGUGCCUGACUGUUAGUGCGUGUGGAGAUGUAUAAACGAGAGGAAUUGACUUAAAUUUAUUUGUCAAAAGGCGCUUUAAGAAACGAAGUACAUAGACUUGCAUUCAUUUACAAUGGGUAGCCUUAGCUAGCUGACGUUUAAUGUUUGUUAUUGUAAUUACUAAAUUACUUUUAACGCUCGACAUAAUUACACAUAUAGGAGCUGUCCGAUUUGCGUCAUUCAUUUCUUCCCCUAUUUCUGUUUUUUUCAUUUUAUUUUUGAGUCACCCGCUGAUUACAUCAUAGACGAGCGACACGACGUGUGCUUCCGGUUGCCAUUUUGUUUAGCGAGGAAAUUGGAUGCUAACAAGGAAGGACGUUUUGUGGUACUGUAUACACACCUACACGCUGUUGGACUCACACAAUGUCUUAAUAACACGACCAGAAAGUGCCCUAUUGUACGCUAACCGGAAAAUGCAUGCGAACCGAGGCAGAAUUGCGCAAACGCCCCCCUCUCACACUAGGAAAUCAGUUUUCAAUUAGCGCCACAUUCGGGAGAGGAUUUGAAAUUGGUCAUCUUGGCGCCUUUUUUUCCUUGGCGAAUGAAGCGAUGUGAAUAAGGCGACGCUUCAUGGCAACGUUGCAUUUUUAUCACAAUGUUGCUGUAAUAUCGUAAGAAUAUUUAUAAUAUAACCGGGGCGGACAUUAACCGAGGCGCCAAUGAGUUGAAAAUGGGCUACAAACACGGCUAGGAUUUCUGGUCCGAAAAAUGUAACAGCACAAAACCUGUACAUGUCCGAAUAAAGCCUACAGGACUAAACAAACAUGUAAAGUCUAACAAAACGUCUGUAGUGUCUUUGGUCAUUUAGCUGUAUUUAUUCAGUAGAAAUCCGUACAAAUGUUAAGAAAACACGCCUACUCUAAUAUUGUCCAAUGAGAGCACUCCUACUUGAAAGCAAAGGCAUCCUUUCUGAUUUGGAGGCAUGGUCUUCCCUCCAAACAGCCGUCAAGUCUUUGAGUGACAGGGCUCCUGCGGGCGCCUGACCACGCCUCCGUGGAGCUCCACCUCCGACUCGGACCAGGAGAUGACGUCGCCUGCCUGGUGGCCGCCGCACGAAGCCAGGUCGUGGAUGUCGGCGCCGCUCAGCACGUGAGACCACAUCUGCACGUCCGCCAUCUCUCCCACGAAGGACUGGGUGGCGUCGAAGCGACCUCCCAGGGUGUCCUGUCCGCACAGGCGGUCCGCAUGAAUGCCACGUGCGGCGUAGGUGAUGUACAGCAUUACUCGUCUAACUGGUCGUUACCUGUUCCUGUCCCAGGAUGAACACCCCUCCGGAUUUGAUGGCAUGCCAAGGUGCCAGGUUGAUCCCGGACCCCCGCUGGACCCCGUCUUGGUAGGCCUCCCAGUGUCCAUCCCGCGUGGACCAGGUCACGCACACGUGGUGCCACUUGGCGUCACUGAGGGACAGCGGCAGAGACACCGCCUGAAAAGGCAAGAAGGUCAAAGCAUCAAGUAAAUAAGAGGUAACCAUGGAAACCCCCGGUGGGUGUCACGACGCACCUUGUCAUCGAUCAGCAGCUCUAUGGGGUUCCCCCCCCACUCGAUCAGCAACAGUUCGUUGGGCUGUCCUGGCGCAGAGUAGGAAAAGGGCGUCCCCAUUGCGGGCCCGACGCCCGUCUUGAUCCACAGACACAAGGUCAGAGCGAAGAUCUCCUGCAGGAGCGUCCUCUUCACGCGUCCGUACAUGUGGUUGGUCCUCAUGGGGAAGCUGAUCUGGAAGGCCUCCGCGCUCUUUGGAACUGCUGAAUCUUCAUCGUCUCCAUCAUGGCGGCCGUCGCUGUGCUGGUCAAAGUCUUCUCCGGUGUGGUUGCUUCCGACACCGUGGUCGUCGGCAUGAUGGUUGUCUGCACGGUGGUGGAUGUCCUGGUCGCCGAGGUCGCCGAGGUCGUUGAGGUCGCCGAGGGCGACGGCGGUACUCUGGUGCAGCUGCUCCUCCAAAGCGUGGAUCUUCCUCUGAAGGAGCUGCCUGAGAGAGCUGGAGGAGUUGAAGUUGUAGUGAGUGUGUCACACACUAAUCAGAUUGCCAGAGAUUUACUCCAGGGGCGAUUCUUUGGAUCCCUUCCCCGUCGUCGCCUCCUCCCACUUGUUGAUGCUUUAUGGGAAGGCCACGCCUCCUACCUGGUGCCGCGGCCUUGGCAACGCCGUGGCUCACCUACAUCCCCGCACGCCAGCGACUGACCCCGUUGGCUCCCGCUCCGUGAGCCAGGGCGCCACAGGACACGUGGCUGCUUUAAACAGGUCGAGGAGGUGAUGGAAAGGCAGACGACAUGACUGGUCUGGAUGGUUAGUAGGUGCUGGAGCCAUGUCCUGUUCCUGGCGUGAUGUACAUCAGCAGAGCCUGCGGGGAAUGAAAGCGAGAGUGUGAGAGAGAAAAGAGAGAGCGAGGGAGCGACGGAGUGAGGGCCAUGUGAAAAAGGGGUGGAGGGGAGUUGAGAUUUAGUGCCCUGCUGGAUGAAACAACCCCCCACUAACCCGCCGAGAGGGCAGCCAGCCUCAUAUAGGAGGACAAGAGAAGAGGGGGUGCUGGACUGCUCAUCCUUCGGCGCUCACAGGAAGUCUUUCUCCGCUCCCACAAUGAGAUUAAAACCAGGAGACUCCAUCCCAUGUAAAUCUUAGAAGACGCAGCAUCACCAGUAACAACGUCCACAGAGUCAGCAGCCAUAGGAGCACCAUGUCACGAACCGACGAGGUCAACAAGAUGACAGAGAAUGUCUACAGGGGCAUUCUGGACCAGUUCAAUCCCAGCUUGAAGAAUUUUGUGGCCAUGGGGAAACACUACGAGAAAGCCCUGACAGGCGUGACGGUGGCCGCCAAGGGCUACUUUGACGCUCUGGUCAAGCUGGGCGAGCUGGCGAGUGACAGCCAAGGCUCCAAGGAGCUGGGAGACACAUUGUUUCAGAUGGCUGAGGUCCACAGACAGAUCCAGGUGCAGCUGGAAGACGUGCUCAAGUUGUUUCAUUCGGAGCUGCUGGCCCAGCUGGAGCAGAAGCUGGAACUGGACAUCAAAUACCUGACAGCCACAUUGAAGAAGUACCAGAACGAGCGCAGGUCCAAAUCCGAGUCCAUCGAGCGGUACCAGGCCCAGCUGAAGAAGCUGCGCAGGAAGAGCUUGGGCAGCCGUCACCCCAACAAGUAUGGAGACCGAGAGAUGCAGUUUGUGGAGCUGAUGAGUCGCCGCCAAGUGGAGCUGGACACGCUGGUUGCUACGGGUUACAGGUCCGCGCUGACCGAGGAGAGGAGGCGAUACUGCUUCCUGGUGGACCGACAGUGCUGCGUGACCAAGCUGCUCAUCAACUACCACUCCAAGGUGAGGGAGCUCCUGUCGCAGAAGCUGUCGUCAUGGCAGCAGUCGUGCACGCAGCCAACCAAACUUCCAGAGCGUGCGCUCAAUCUGCUGCGUCACACGGCGCCGCAAAGCUCGGCGGCGGCCGGGAUCGCCGAGGUCCUCCGUCACACCAAGCUGGCCUCCUCCCCGCCGGAACAGAGGCUGGCAGUUCAAGAAGUUCCUCCUCAGCUAAAUGGAGACCGCCCACAGCAGCAGCGCUCACUCCCUUCCUCCUCCUCUCAGAGUGAGCCCUGUCCUCAGAGCUCCACCCAGACCUUCCGCCCCGUGUCCAGCGCUGGGGCGGGAGCCGCAGGAGGCUCCUCGAGAGGAGCGUCUCCUCAGCACAGCAGCUCCCCGAUCAACGUGUUCACCGGGGCGCCCCUCGCUGACAGCAGCACCAGUGGCAGCCCCGCCGCCUCCACGCCCACCGCCACUGUCGGCUCCUCCCAGCCCGCCUCCCUCCUCAUGGCCGCCAACACCAGCAACCUGUCGCCGAGCCUCAUCCCGUCCACCGUCAUGUCUCUCAGUCAGGUGUCGCCAUCCAGCAGCUCCUCGCAGGGCGUGACCCUCGCCAUCCCGCACAGCGCCCCGCACAGCGCCCCGCACAGCCCGCCCCUCCCCCACAGCGCCCCUCUGUCCAGGGCUAUGACCCCUGUGCAGCUGCUGCACCAGCAGGUGGGCCCCGGGGGCAACAACACUUUACCCUCCUCUCACCCGUGGCUGAUGAAGACCGCUGACAUGUGCGCCACGUCUACACUUCCUCUACCCAGGAGGCCUGGCGGGGAAAGGCCUGGCGGCUUCCAAGGUGAGAUGGAGCACAAAGGUUCCGGCACUUUCUGGAUAUUCAACCCGUCACUUUCUCCCCCAGCCUCCAGGAUGCUGCCCCUAUCCGGGCCAACGCGAGUGGAGGCCAUGUUUGCCCACUCGCCUGGAGCAUCAGAAGGCGGCGGCGGCGGCGGAGGAGCAGGAGGAGGCGGAGCUUCCUUGCUGCACUUCUUGACCGGCGACAGCAUCACCUUGCUGAUCUCUGAGCCGAGAGAUGGGUGGCACUACGGGCAAAAUGAUCGCACCGGGCGGAAAGGCUGGUUCCCUUUCUCCUACACUCAGCCACAACAUAGCCGGACGGAUCACCUGGAGAGCUCCCUCUUCCUGUCGAAAGCCAACAGCACCAGUCUGAGCCAACUGGACCAGCUGGUGUCUCCGGCCCUCACUCCCGAGUCGGAGGAGGAGCGCUCCUUUCCUCCCCAGAGGAUCAGCACCUUCCGGCCUCGCCCGUACAGCAUGGCCGACACCAACAAGAUCACGGCAGAGUUGGCCUCUCCACCGGCAUCUCCAACCAGGCCCAACCCCUUUGCCCACGUUCGACUCCGAAAAACCGUCACCAACGACCGCUCGGCCCCCAUCAUCGAGUGAUGUGGCGCUCUGGUCGGAGCAGCCGCUUGGUUCCACGGUACGGCGGUUUAGCGUGUCCAACGUCACAUGACCAGACACGCAACCGCUUAUGUCGACGUGGACGUCUUCUCUUUAGCGCGCUAGCUAGCAGUUAGUUUAGGUGAGAGGCAGGGAGGUGCCUGCAGAAGACCGGUUACCGUAUUGACACAAAUACAGGCCCACCUGAAUAUUUGACUGGAAUCAUUCAUCAUAUAUGAGUACUUAUAUAUACUUACUUAUAUAUAUGAGUACAUAUAUGAGUACUUUGUAGGUCGGGGUGUCCAAAUUCAAAGAGAUUUGACCAAUGGAAGAAUCCUUGAAGGAACGCUGAGGGAGGCUCCUCCUCUUCCUCUUUUACAUUCCAAGGACUUCCUCCGACAUCGUGGCGAUAUGUACGCCGACUGUACGCCGGUCACCAGGUGGCGGCCAUGUUACUGUAAUGUUAGCUGAGACACACAAGCACCAGACCUGAGCGCCAGAGCAACAGGCUUUUAUUGCAGCUUCGAAUGACCUCACAACCGGCACAAUCGUUCCGAACCGUAACCUCUGAAGCUCCGACGUCACUUCCUGUUCGGCUCCACGUUUACAGCAAGACACACGAGUAUUAUUUAUGUUUUUAAUGGCUACUAUGUCUACUGUAUUGUGUAAAGGUGACUGUAGGGGUGUUGUUUCAUUUCUAGAGGACUCUAAUCAUGUUAAAAAGCACAUUUAGACGAUCAUAACAAUGGAACUAUUAUAUUAUACCACAAUGAAUGAGGGAUUACUGUAUUGAAGUAUAUUGAAGUAUAUUGAAGUAUAUUGAGGCCUUGUGUUCUUAGGAGCAAAUAAACAAACCUUUGGACACCCCGUCUUAGAUGUUAGGUGAUGUCUCGUGGAUGGGCAUCCAUCCAUCCAUCCAUGUUCAAUGCCACUUAUCCUCAUAAGGGUGGGGGUGCUGGAGCCUGUCCCAGCUGGGGGAGAGGCGGGGUCCACCCUGGACUGGUGGCCAGCCAAUCCCAGGGCACAUAUAGACAACAAACCAUUCACACUCACAUUCAUACCUAUGGACAAUUUGGAGUGGCUAAUUAACCUAGCAUGUUUUUGGAAUGGGGGAUGGCAAGCGGAGAUUGGAAGUGGAUGGGAAUUAUCUUCAAGUUAGCAUCAUGCUGUUGUAUAACUCCUCCAGUAUUAGCUAAGAUGGUCGCUGGUGUGUGAGUGAGCGGAAGAAAAGCUCGGGAUGAGUCACCUGUUGGAUGUUGUUCAGGUUGUUUUCUAGAGGGUCCAUACGGUCCUUCGGAAUCACUAUAAUUGGAGAGGUGUUGACCACAGGAAGUAAGAUUAGGAAUUGAAUGUUUUGCUGGAUGUGAUCGGUUGCUGUAUCCCAUCAUGAACAUUCCAAGGUUCCUUCGUCUCUCAUACGGGAAUGUAGGACUGGAUCCUUGUCCUAGGCAGUACUGUGCCCGGGAACGGGUUCCUACUGUAAAAGAAAUGUCUGUAUCGUAUUAGCUUGCUUUCUAUGCAGAGUGAGAUUCACGUGCUCACGUCUUUAUGUUUUUAUGUAGUUGUUGUGUAAAGUACACAAAUACAGCAUAUAUUUAUUCAGUACACCAGCCAGUAAACAUGCUGCUGCGUUGACGUGGCCUGUACAGCUUUAAAGGGGCCCCAUGCUAGCGUUCAGAUGGAAAUCCUGGUGGUCACCACCCCACCAACCCACCACCACAUGUAAACAUCACCUAGCAGCUAAAGCAACCACCCUCCAUCGGAAGACGUAUGUUGUGGGGGGCAGGUUUUAGUCUUGGGAUCCUUGGGUUUGGGUAUCUUAGAAAUUCCCUUUGCCAUCUGUCCCAAAUCUGCAGUCUUGGGACACCCGAUCCUAAAUGUUGACCCAGGAAGAGGUGAGGAGCAGGAGCCUGUUUGGAUGGAAAGGGUAGAGAGUAGAGUGCUGGAGAAGGUUGACCAGGAAGUUGAAGAAAGCGUCAAAAGGACUUUUUGUAGAGAGAAGGUUUAAAAGAGGACCUAUUAUGCUUUUCCUCUCAUCCCACCUAUUUGCACCCUUCUGAUAGUGUCCUAAAAGGAUGCCAACGCGUCACAUGAGGUUCGGCAGCUGUUUGCAAGUCCUCGGGAGCGCUUGGUAGUGUGACCAAUCCCUGCAAAGUAGCCUCGGGGUGAAGUAAAUGCCACAGACAGUGUGGGUGGGAGGCAGGAGGAGGUGUGGUCUGGAAGAACUUAGAAAGCUGUCCGUGGAGCUGCUCAAUAAAAGGCCCCCUUUAAAGCUCAGCUUGGAAGUUGUGUUGAAGAUGUGAUUGUUAGUCCCCUUAUCGUUAAAGAUGUCCUCCAAUGCAGUCCAGUGACCUAACAUGCCAGUUGUGUGACCUUGGCUUUGGUAGCGGGAUUUGAUGUUUCCCCAAAUGGCUUGUAGGUAACAAGAAUAAACUAUUUUAUUGACCAUCACGCAAACAUACGGUCUACUUGAGGCAUGAUCAUUAGCACCUUUAAGACAAGCUACGCCUUUAUUAGUCCUAAAAGAUCUAAGAGCAAAAUCAGGGUACUGCAAAUCAGAAGUUCUCCAUGUUUAUUGCACAGAAUCUUUUGGAGCAGUUUUUUUUUAUCAUUCCCAUUUGUUUAGUGCUGCAAGAGAAACAAUUGAACAGCCGACUUCACACGUGGAAAACAUCUACUACCAAAGUCAACGUUUUAACACCACGCACCAACGUGCACGUGAGCACGUGAGGCUGCAUGGCUUCCUAACAAUGAAUAUUGACAUUCUGUGUGAUUAAAAAAAAAAAACAA
Molecule: messenger RNA, 7670 nt
Organism: Doryrhamphus excisus (bluestripe pipefish)
Lineage: Eukaryota; Metazoa; Chordata; Actinopteri; Syngnathiformes; Syngnathidae
Source: RefSeq, a predicted model, not a curated record